Molecule: messenger RNA, 2978 nt
Organism: Anguilla anguilla (European eel)
Lineage: Eukaryota; Metazoa; Chordata; Actinopteri; Anguilliformes; Anguillidae
Product: low density lipoprotein receptor adapter protein 1
Exons: 11
Coding region: 109-1245 (378 amino acids)
Source: RefSeq, a predicted model, not a curated record
ACGCCGUAGAGAGAGGGGCAAUCAGCUCCGCGAGUCCCAGCGCAUCUUUCACACUAGGCAUUUCUUAGGUGCUGCAGGGACGGUAGAGAGUCCACCUGAUAUCUGGCUAUGGAUGCUCUGAAAUCGGCCGGGAGGGCUAUUAUCAAGAGUCCAGGAGUUCCGCGACAGUCAUGGGGUACCUCCAAGCACGAAAAGUUGCCUGAGAACUGGACAGAUACUAAGGAGACCCUGCUGGAAGGUAUGGUAUUCAGUCUAAAGUACUUGGGGAUGACGCUGGUCGGCCAACCCAAGGGUGAAGACAUGGCUUCCGCUGCCAUCCGACGCAUCGUUUCAAUGGCUCGAGCUGGUGCUAAGAAGUUCCGCAAAGUGACGCUCACUGUGUCUCCUAAAGGCAUCAUCAUCUCUGACACUGAGACCGGGCAGCUGAUAGAGAAUGUAUCCAUAUACAGAAUUUCUUACUGCACAGCAGACAAAACUCAAGACAAGGUGUUUGCUUACGUCUCCCAGAGCCAGUUCAGCGAAACGCUGGAGUGCCACGCCUUCCUCUGCCCAAAGAAGAAGAUUGCCCAAGCUGUGACACUAACCGUGGCUCAGGCCUUCAAAGUGGCGCUAGACCUGUGGGAAAUCUCACAGGAAGACAAAAAUAAGGAAGUUCACUCGUGCUGCUCCCCUAGUGACUGCCCGGUGGACAGAACAGAAAGAUCUCCACACUGCAGUCCAGGUUCAGGGAAACUGCAGUCUCUCCGCAGAGAGAAGAAGCUGAGCAAGUCGUUUUUCUCCUCCGUCUUUCUCUCUCCAUCGCCCUGCAGCCGUCCCAAGCAGAGGCAGCCAAUCAAACAGGACUCCUGGGAUGUAGAAGAUGGGCUUGAAGAUGCAUUCCUGAGCAGUGUGGAUGCUGAAGUUAUGGACACAGAGUCCCGCUCCAGAGUGUGCCAUGAGGAUGCAGCUAUGAGUCCUCCUGAGGUUUUCUAUGUUCUUGGCCAUUUGGGAAGCAUGGUGAAGCCUGCAGGAGCCCAGGCUGCCAUGACGAGCGGGAUUCUGCUUCUAACCCUAACCCUAACCCUGACCCUGACCCUGACCCUGACCCUGACCCUGACCCUGACCCUGACCCUGACCCUGACCCUGACCCUGACCCUGACCCUGACCCUGACCCUGACCCUGACCCUGACCCUGACCCUGACCCUGACCCUGACCCUGACACGCUUCAGUGACACAGCAGAGCUUGUUCCUGGGUUCUGUGUGUAGUACUAAUUUUAUUUUAGCUCACCGUAAGGAGGUACACAUUUGCACAUUAAAAUUCCAUUCUGUGAUUAGCCUUCUAGCCUAUUUGAAGUUUUGAGUCUUUCGAUUUGAUGUCUUUCAGUUACUCAAUUUAACAUGUAUAGAUAUGAAUAGCAGAUCUGGUUUAAACUAUCAUUUAAAAUACUUUAACUCAGGAACAAAUGUGCUUAAAAUAUUUUAUUUACCCAAGUACUUGCCCUCAUUUACAUUUAACUUUCUGGCCUGUAUCUGCUGGCACUGAUAUUUGAAACAACAUUUUUCUAUUAUUUCUAUUGAGUUUUUCCAAAUAUUAUUGGAGUUAAAUUAUUUCCAAAAAUAUUUUGCCGAUAUUUCUUUAUAUUUUCUUUAGAUUUUAAAUGAUGCCUAACCCUAACCCCACCCUGCAGUCAUCUGCUGGGCAGCUUUAUCUUCGCAGUCACACCAUAUGUUGGGUUAUGGUGCGGUGGGUUAUUCAGGAUAAAUAAAUAAAUGUAAAUUUAAAUACAUUAAAUAAAUAAACAAAAAUGAUGGCAUUUGACAUGUAAUUUGGACAGAAUAUCCAAACCUGCACAAACAGUUUUUCAUCAUAUUUCCAGAUGUACAGAUAUAGUUGUAAAAACUGGAUUUUCAGAUACUGCCACUGAUUUAUAUUUACUGUCUUUCUUAGAUUUAAUUAAUAAAUCUGAUAUUUGGUAGUUUAUCAUCUGCAACUGUAUAUCUUAUGUUAUAUGUGAUUUGUAAAUGUUGGAUUUGUUUUCAAUUGUGAUUUAAGUUGAUGACUUUGUAUGCAACCUGCAAUAUCUCACCAAAUUUUAGAAAUGUUUUUUUUUUUUUUUUACAUUUGUUGUCCAAAAUGAUUGUGUUCAUUUGCAUUUUCAAACACUAGCAUACAGCCUGUUUCUGUUGUAUUUACUGUUUUACUUGCUUAAUAGUGCAUGAAAUAUUGGAUGCCUUUUCCCCAUUAAAACACAUCGCUCUACAGUUUGUGCUGUGUCUAAUGCUAGGGAAGAGAUACAGCACAGUAGUUCAAAGUGUUUUUAUAAACAUCUGAGAUUUCUGAACUAAAUGCUUGUGUACAUCUGAAAAAUGCAGCACCUUUCAUGAGCAAAUCUCAAAGUGUGUUGCAAGAUUAAAUAUAUCUUUAUAUCUGUUUUUACUCUGAAAAGUUUACAUAUUCCUGAGCAGACUGUUAAAUACCAAACAUUAUAACAAAAAAGCUGAUCUAGAAUGAAAGAAGAUUUUAUCUUUGUCCUCAGUUUGAAAUUCCAAGUUUGACAUCACAAUAAGUCUGUUUAACAGUGCUAUAUAAUUCACCUGAACUGCUGUAAAAGCAGUUAAUAAUAACACAUCUAUAAAGGAUGUUGGGGAUUAAAUGUGAUUUAGCAGUGCAGAGACGAAAGCAAUAGUUUAAUUUCUCUGGUCUGUAAGGUGUGUGUCUUUCGGGUACAAAGUGCUUUCUUUUCUCAUAUAAAUAUGCUCUUUGAUUGAGUUUGAGUUCUCUUUAAAUUGUGUAUUUUAUGCAGUUAUUUUGUGGGCAUUCCUUUUCUUUUUUUUGAUGAAAUCUAUGCAAUAAGUGGAUUUCUAUGAAUAACGUUGUGAUAAAAGAUUUUUUAGAUGGCAUAUAGAAUUUUCUCUCCAUGUGUGAAAUACUUUGUAUGAAGAACAUUAAUCAUUAUAUUGAAAGCAUAAGCAUAAAUAAAUGAUUUGUCCAAACAAGA